AUGGAUUCUUGGGUCAACAGUUGGAAAAUGGAGUCCAAUCCGUGGAGUUUAAGCCCUGGAUCCGUCCUUGGGACAAAUACAGGCAUUGCUGGAGAAACAACAAUGGAAAAACCACAAUAUGAUGUGCCAACUUCUCAGAAGUUUAUUUGUGAUCUUAACCUUACACCUGAAGAGAUCGUAAGCCCCAAACCGCGACCAACUCAACCUGAGUUUUCUCCGAUAUCUUUAGACACGCCAGGGAAAAGAUUGCCUGAAACAGAUCAGAAGCCUCGCGACACUACCGAAAAGUCUUUUCGUGAAACGAAAUCUCCUGCAGGAGAAAAGAAAAGAAAGAGAGCUAGAGAUGUUAACAAGGCAGCUCAAGUGGAUACACCACCACAGAUAUCAAAGAAGAGGAAGAAGAUUAGGGGAAAGGUUGUUCGAGAAGGCACUACAAUAAGAUCUGCUUCUAAAUCAGCGGGUAAAAAAGCCUCUGCUACUCCUUCAGCUGCUAAAGCUUCUGAAGAAAACAUCUAUUCUCGUCCAAGGAGAUCAUGUAGAAAAUCUCUGAAAUUUGACGAUGUUUUUCAAGAAGAAGAAGAUGGAUACUGUGGGCUCACUUUCACUUCAGAAGGUCACAUAGGUAUUUCUGUUGGUGGGAAACUAAUACCCGAUGCAACAAUGGGAGUUUUUGGUAAUAUCCCGAAGAGAAGACGACAAAGCAAGAGUAGUUCAACGGACAAGACACUAGCAGAGGAUCCUGCAGGAAGGAAUGAUCAAACGGUCAGUUUAAGCAUGUCCCAGAACAUGUUCUGCCUACAAUUUCCCAAUGUCCAAAGGAAACGGAGAACAGAUGGCAGCAUUUAUGCGUCUUCAGAAACAGCCAGAGAUUCCCUCUGUUCUACACUGUCUCUAGUGCAAACAGUUGUGGCUAGAAAGAAGCGAAGUAACAGAGAUCCUAUAGCAAGCCAACUCAAUACAAAGGUGUUACACCUCCAGUGGCGACGCCAAAAUUAUACAGGUACAGAUCCUAUUGAUACAUGGGAACAAAACUAUCCACCUGAUGCCAUCGCUAAGUUAUUGGAGGAACUAGACAUCACCAGAGAGAGUCCUUGCCUUCCACAGAGCAGAGAAACUGCAGUAAUUCUACAUCAAAAGGCACUUCGGGAGCUAAAGGCAGCGAUACGAUACAGGAGAGGCGGCUCAAUCGUUCCUUAUCCUGAUCAGAAAAAUCAACAACCAAAGGUACAACUAGAUGACGAAACUUCUAGAGUGUGGAAACUCCUAAUGGUGAGCAUCGACAGUGAAGGUAUUGAUGGAUCAGAUGAGGACAAACAGAAAUGGUGGGAAGAGGAGAGGAACGUGUUCCACGGACGUGCAAGCUCGUUUAUUGCUCGCAUGCGUCUUGUACAAGGUGAUAGACGUUUCUCACCUUGGAAAGGAUCUGUCGUUGAUUCAGUUGUUGGUGUUUUCCUAACCCAAAAUGUCGCAGACCAUUCAUCGAGCUCUGCAUUUAUGGACUUGGCUGCAGAGUUUCCCAUCAUGUGGAACGCCAUCAAGGGAUCGUGUCAUGAAGAGUUGGGAAGUUCGGUAACUGAUGAAACAGUAAUGAACUUGGAUCCGGGAAAUGCAGUUGCAACUCCGACAAUACACAACCCGACCUGCAUCAUCAUAGAUGAGAUUGAUGACGAUGACGACAUUGAUGCUGUUUGUAGUCAGGAAACAUCUAAAACCAGUGAUAGCUCCAUCAGUUCUACAAACCAAUCAAAACCCAUGCUGCUGGAUUCUCCUACGAACAGCUUCGAGACACAUUUUGACCAUGGGAUUUCUACAGUCUCGUCUACUUCUACUUGUUGCGAACUGAACCUAAACGAAGCACCGGUAGAGGUAGAGAACUGUGAUGCAUUCAGAAACAGUGUUGAUGAAGGCAGUCUUGUUCAAGCUAUGAGCAACCAUCAACAAGAACUGAAGAACACCAUUCCGGCACAAGACCAGGAAAAGAACACAAGAACAGAUUCAGACAUGAAAAAAAGGAAGAAUGUAAAGAAACCAGGGAAAGGUAAAUCUGCAAAGAAGAAGCCCACAAAGACCACGCCAAAGGAAAGCUUUGACUGGGACAGUUUGAGAAAGCAAGCAGAAAGUGGUGGCCAAAAGAGAGAGAGAACAAAAAGAACAAUGGACACCGUUGAUUGGGAUGCGCUACGGUGUACAAAUGUACACAAGAUAGCUGAGAUAAUAAGAAAACGAGGGAUGAACAACAUGCUUGCCAGUAGAAUCAAGGCCUUCUUAAACAGACUGGUUCAAGACCAUGGAGGAAUUGACUUGGAGUGGCUAAGAGAUGUUCCCCCUGACAAAGCCAAGGAGUUUCUAUUGAACAUAAACGGAUUAGGACUGAAAAGUGUGGAGUGUGUUAGACUUCUGUCAUUACAUCAGAUUGCAUUCCCUGUUGACACUAAUGUUGGACGCAUAGCUGUACGACUAGGAUGGGUUCCCUUACAGCCACUACCUGAUGAGGUGCAAAUGCAUCUACUAGAGUUGUAUCCAGUAUUAGAAUCAGUGCAAAAGUACCUCUGGCCACGCCUUUGCAAGCUUGACCAAAAAACCUUGUACGAGCUGCACUACCAUAUGAUUACAUUCGGAAAGGUCUUUUGCACCAAAAAGAAACCAAAUUGCAAAGCAUGUCCAAUGAAGGCGGAGUGCCGACACUAUGCUAGUGCACAUGCAAGUGCACGGCUUGCUCUACCAGAAUCAGAGGAGGGAAAUACCGUAACAAUCCAUGAGAGGAGAUAUAAAUCCAAGCAUGUUGUGGUCAAUUUUCGACAGUCCUUAUUUCUUACUCAAGACAAAGAACAAGAAGCAAAAAGAUCACAAAACUGUGAACCAAUCAUCGAGGAACCAGCAACACCAGAACCAGAGUGUGCAGAAUAUGAUAUUGAGGAUUAUCCGUGUUACAAUAACGAUGAAAUUCUUACAAACUUUGAAGGUGGUACAUCAAAGGAUCCUUGGGAAAACAACGAUGACAUUCCUACAAUCAUGCUCAACAAGGAAGAUGAUAUAUCAAAGGAUUUGGUGGUAGUACUAAGCACCCAAGCAGCAUCGAUACCCAGACAAGCAGCAUCAGUACCCAGACACAAACUGAAGAACAAGGAAAACCUACGCACUGAGCACCUUGUGUUUGAGCUCCCGGACUCUCAUCCCAUUCUCGCAGGGUUUGAGGAGCGAGAACUUGAUGAUGAGUAUCCCUACUUGUUAGCUAUUUGGACUCCAGGCGAAACAGCUAAUUCUAGUCAACCGCCCAAACAAAGAUGUGUUUCCCACAAAAGAAAUACAUUAUGUCAUGAGAGGACAUGUUUUCCAUGCAACAAUAUACGGGAAGAUAAGUCGCAGAUAGUACGAGGAACUAUAUUGAUACCUUGCAGAACAGCAAUGAGAGGGAGCUUCCCACUGAAUGGAACGUACUUCCAAACUAACGAGGUUUUUGCUGACCAUGGCUCUAGUGUUAACCCAAUCAUCGUCCCAAGAGAGUGGAUAUGGAACCUACCGAGAAGAAUUGCGUACUUUGGAUCCUCUGUAACCGCGAGUUUUAGAGGUUUAGAUGUCGAAGCAAUUCAAUAUGGAUUCUGGAGAGGAUAUGUUUGUGUAAGGGCAUUUGAUCGGAAGAAUCGGAAACCGAAAACUCUAUUGAAAAGAUUGCAUUGCCCACCAAGAAACAAGAACCAGGAGGACGACUAUUGA
Arabis nemorensis is the source of this 3714-nucleotide messenger RNA. The record is from the annotation of a GenBank genome assembly. Lineage: Eukaryota; Viridiplantae; Streptophyta; Magnoliopsida; Brassicales; Brassicaceae.